This is a messenger RNA of Paramecium sonneborni, 2328 nucleotides long. Lineage: Eukaryota; Ciliophora; Oligohymenophorea; Peniculida; Parameciidae. The record is from the annotation of a GenBank genome assembly.
AUGUAAAAUCAAUAACUUGGAUAAAAAUUAUCUAAUAUUAGUUCUAUGAUUUAGUAAUACUAACCAAUUCCUUCAAGUAAUUUACUCAAAUAACUUUAGAUCCAACAUAAAUCUUAUCCAUUCCUUCAUCUACACCUAAUAAAAUGUAAUAGCCUUAAGUUCUUUAAUCCUUAAUUAAUGAUUAGAAACAAUUUAAGCAGUAAAAUAUGUUUAUCAUAUUAGGGAUGUAUCAGGAUUGAUAGCAAAAUUAGAUUAAAUAUAAAACUAAAAUAGUCCUAGAAGAAAUUUGAACACAAUCUAUGGUUAAAGUUAAGUAUAGCCAUUUCAAAAUUAAACUGAUUUUCUAUUGUAACCUACACUCUCUUCUCCUUCAAGUUUCUGUGUACCUUCAACUUUGACAUAAGAUCCGAAAAAAAUUAAAGAAAAAAAUACAAAUAUCUUAAGACAAACUGAAUAACUUGAAUUCUUUAUACAAUCCAAUAAUGAAGUAAUUAAACAUCUAUUUUAAGUUAAAAAAAGCUCUCUAAUAAUCAAACAAUAAAAUUAAUGAACAAUAAAAACACUUGGACUAACUCAUUAAGCAAAACGAUGAAUAGAAAUAAUAAUUAAUUGCAAACGAAUAAAAUAAAAUAAUACAAUAAAAAUUAUAUAAUGAUUAGAUUUUAAAUAUUCAACUUACACAUUAAAAAGAAAUACAACAAAUCAAAAAUUCUGAAAAUGAAUUAAAAUUAAAAAUCGAAAGUUAAUGGCAACAAAAAUAUACAUUAAAAGCUAAUGAAUUAAAUUAAGCUACCAAACUAUUGAACAAUAAAAUUAACUAAUUAUAAUUGGAUGUAAAAGAUAAAUAAGAAUAAUUAAAUUCUCUAAUAUUUCAAACAAAAGAACUUUCAAAUUAAUUAGAAAAAAGAGUUCAAGAUUUAAAUGUAAAAGAAGAAUUAUUAUCAGAAAAGUAAUUAGAAUUAGAGCGAUUGUAAUAUGAAUUUAAUUAAGCCCUCGAAAAAUAUGAGUAUAAUAUCAAAGAAUCAAUUAAAAAUCAUAAUUAAGAUGUAAUUACUUUAGAGCAGCAUAUUGAUGAAUUAAAAUAACAUAACAUUAUUCUAAGUUAAUAAAUUAUUAAUAUUGAAUAAUAAUAUGCAAAAGAUUUAGAAACUAUCAAAAGAAAUCAUACUUAAGAAGUGAAUGAGAAAUUAGAUGAAAUAAUUUAAAAAAAUCAUAAAGAAAAAUAGUAAAUACAAAACCAUUAUGAUGAAAUUAUUAAUAAGCUAAAAUAUGAAAAAAAUUAGAUAUAAUAAAACAAAGAUCAAUAAUAAUUAUUUUUAGAAUAAAAGGUCUAAAUAUUGAAUUAAGAAUAUAAAUCAGCAGUAGAAACUGUUAAUAUUUAAUAAGAUAAAAUAUAAGUUCUUACAGAUUAAUUAUCUUAGUUAGAAAUUCAAGCUAAAAAUUUAAAUAGAGAAAAUAUCAAUCAAAUUGCUUUUCUUAAUCAAAAAUUAAAAGAAAUGUCCUCUGUCUAACCUUAAAAUUAGAAUUCUAAUUAUUUUUAUAAUGAAUUAAAAUCUUAAAAUUUAGAUCUUAGAACUCAAUUAGAAGAAAAGAAAGAAAAAUUAGAUUAAUUAAUAAAUAAUUUAAAUGAAGUAAUCGAAAUAAAUUUAACUUAUAAAACUUAACUAAGCGAGUUUUAAGAUAAGUUAUCAAAUGUUAGUUAUAAUAAUGAAAAGGAGAAUGAAGCUUACUUUAAUUAAAUUAAGUAAUAAAAAAUAACAAUAUCAGAGUUAUAGAAAAAACUUGAGGAAUAUAUAAAAAAUGAAUAGAAUUUGAAUAAUCAAAUAAAAGAACUUAGAAAUAACAUUCAGUAAUUGGGAAAUUAAAAAUAGGGUAUUAAAGGGGAUAUUUAUGAAAAAGAAAAAGAAGUAUAAACUUGUAGUUAUUUAUUAGUUAAAUAAACAUCUUAUAUAAAAAACAAAUGAAUAUAAGCAAUAAAUUGUUGAUUUAGAAAAUAUUCUAUAAGGUUUAUAAGAAGAAAUUAAAUAGAAAAAUUAAUUGAUAAAAGUUCAUGAAAAAACCAUAUAGGAAUAAAAAAUGAACAGUAAAGAGAUAAGAUAAUAAAUUAUGUCAUCAUAAAUGAGUGGAAUAGUUUUAAAUGAGAAAUAGAUUUAAGAAUAUGAGAGUCAAAUAAUGUAAUUGAAGGAUGAAACAAAUUCUUAAAAAAUAUAAAUAGAAAGUUUAUAAUCCCAAUUAAAAUAAGUUAGAAAGGAUAAAGCUCAAUUAUCUAUGACAUUAAUGAAUUCUGGAAUGUUAAAUAUUUAAUCAAGCGUAACAGAGAAAAACUGA